AUGUACGAUCGGGCACCACGAAAUUUACAUCUGGGAGUCGGCUGUACUCCGGAUCAUGUAGGACCUGGCACUUAUGAUCAUCGACGAAAGAGAUUCAAUGAAGAAGGCUAUGCUCCAUUUUUAUCACUUGCAAAUCGUGGUGAUGUAUUUGGGAAUGAUGAAAAUCCUGGACCAGGUCAUUAUGAUGUACGCAAUGCUCAAACAACAACAGUCAAAGUAAGAUUUAUUCGAUUUUCUCUCUUGUAA
Rotaria socialis is the source of this 246-nucleotide messenger RNA. The record is from the annotation of a GenBank genome assembly. NCBI's taxonomy places the organism in Eukaryota, Metazoa, Rotifera, Eurotatoria, Philodinida, Philodinidae.